GGAUCUGUUUCGUGUCACUGUCAGGAUGUGGAUGUUGAGGGAAUACUUGAGAACCCUAUGGCUCGCUUGCCCAUCACCGUUGCUAAAGUUUAUGUGUACAAUGAAGGCCCAGCUAUCUAUGCCGAACAUUCCUACAGCCCAGUUCAACUUCAUGUGCAAAUGAAAGACCUACAACUUAUUUUGGAAUUCCGGGACUCAAAAUGUUGGAUCGAACCUAUCUCAUUGGUUGGCUGUUACAAGUGCCCUACGGGUGCGCAACUGCGUUAUAAAUGUCGUACGGAUUGGGGAACUGCCCUUGCUGAAGUCGAAUGUGACGAUGGUGUAGUAUUUGCCACUCAAUGCAACAUCAAUAACACAGAGAAAAUGAUAGUUUUACCAUUUGACCGGUCCUUAAUCGCUAGUAAUUGUAUGGUUGACUGUCCAGCCGGCGAGACGUCCUUUAACAUUUCUGCUGAACUACACUAUAUCCCGCUUAAACGACAAUUUGGACAUAAACAGAGGCUGUCCGAGCGAUUGGAAACUGAACCGGAUGAAGGCUGGAAUUGGCCAAUGGACUUUAGUUUCGACCCGUUCGCCAUUAUACGCCUGUGGGCUAGUGUACCACUUUUACUUAUGUGUGUGUUUGCGUUGAUAGUUGGACUAUUUGCCUUGUACGUGGCCAUUAAAUUCUCACCGAUUUACCGAGCAUAUAAGCUGGCAGCUUGGCUUUUCCUGCAGCAAGGUCAUAGACCUGAUAAUGUAUCGAAAUUUACGAAGGCGAUGUUAUUACUUAUGAUAAUUAGCGGCGGAUUGGCUCAGGAAAGUCAUGCACAGCAUAAAGUACUGAAAAUUUCAAACCUUGAAAAUAAGCAUGAAAAUACACCAUCCGAUGGAAUUGUGUUGCUAGCUUAUUUUGUCUUGGUGGCUCUGUUCGUGCUGAAUUUCGGUCUGACAAUAUUGAGGGAAUGCGCAAGGCAACGAGAACGCAGAGCCCAACAGCAACGUGACUUACUUGCUUCGACUGUAAUAGUAGCCUUGGUAUUAACUAUCUGGUCACCCACACCCGCUGCUACAAAUCAUUCGAAAACGAGCUUUUUGGCCGCUGAAAAAAUCCUAUCUAUUAGCCAAGCUGGAAUUACCGCGGCUGUAACAGAGAUCCAAAUUAUGAGCUUUUUGGCCGCUGGGAGGUUCCGGUGUGUUUACCAAGCUGGAAUUACCGCGACUGCUAGAGGAGAAAUUAGUGAUACUGCUGGGUGCAAAAGAAACAAACUAAAAUCGAAAAUGAUUAAACAGCCAGUCACAAUAAAAGCUCUGAUAACUCACAAUUACGCAAUACAAUCCUUCAAAGAACACAAGGAAACCUACUCAGUGGAUAAAAAACCCAAAUUUCUGAAUAUUUUCCAUAACUUCUCCAAUCAAUAUAUAUCAGUGUGCAGAUCUAAAUAUCAGUUUUUCGGUCUAGAAUGUCUAAAUUGGGAAGAUUACGACCAACAGUUUAAAUUUAAUCGAUCCCCAAUCGUCACUUUUUCUUCGAUUAUUUUUGGUGACUUUGCCAUUCGAUUAAUGCAACACAGCAACAUAACCUGCAACUUAGAGCCGUUUCAGUGGCACUGA
Meloidogyne enterolobii is the source of this 1593-nucleotide messenger RNA. The record is from the annotation of a GenBank genome assembly. Lineage: Eukaryota; Metazoa; Nematoda; Chromadorea; Rhabditida; Meloidogynidae.